CCUCGGUUCCUGGCUGUAAGGUCCGCACGAACCUGCAAGAACUCAGUGUCGCCAGAAUUCAGUGUUCAGGGUCAUGGCGUCCCAGAUCCUCCUGCUGCUGCUCUCGGGGGCCCUGGCCCUGACCCAGACCCGGGCAGGCUCCCACUCCCUGAGGUAUUUCUACACCGCCGUGUCCCGGCCCGGCCGCGGGGAGCCCCGCUUCAUCGCUGUCGGCUACGUGGACGACACGCAGUUCGUGCGGUUCGACAGCGACGCCGCGAAUCCGAGGAUGGAGCCGCGGGCGCCGUGGAUCGAGCGGGAGGGGCCGGAGUAUUGGGACCUGAGCACACGGAACGUCCAGGGCGCCGCACAGACUUUCCGACGGAACCUGCGGACCGCGCUCGGCUACUACAACCAGAGCGACGCCGGGUCUCACACCCUCCAGGAGAUGUUUGGCUGUGAAGUGGGGCCCGAUGGGCGCGUCCUCCGCGGGUACGAUCAGUGGGCCUAUGAUGGCGCCGACUACAUCGCCCUGAACGAGGACAUGCACACCUGGACGGCGGCGGACACGGCUGCUCAGAUCACCGAGCGCAAGUGGGAGGAGGCCCGGGAGGCCGAGAAUAUGAAGGCCUACUUGGAGGGCACGUGUGUGGAGUGGCUCCUUAGGUACCUGGAGAACGGGAAGGAGAUGCUGCAGCGCGCAGACCCCCCAAAGACAGAUGUGACCCACCACCCCAUCUCUGACCGUGAGGCCACACUGAGGUGCUGGGCUCUGGGCUUCUACCCAGCGGAUAUCACCCUGACCUGGCAGCGGGACGAGGAGGACCAGACCCAGGACGUGGAGCUUGUGGAGACCAGGCCUGCGGGGGACGGGACCUUCCAGAAGUGGGCAGCCAUCGUGGUGCCCUCCGGAGAGGAGCAAAGAUACGCAUGUCGUGUGCAGCACGAGGGGCUGACUGAGCCUCGCACCCUGAAAUGGGAGCCACCUCCUCAGUCCAUCAUGGGAAUUGUUGCUGGCCUGGUUGUCUUUGGACUGCUGUUUGUUGGAGCUGUGGUGGCUGCAGUUGUGAUCUGGAGGAAGAAGAGCUCAGGUGAAAAGGGAAGGAGCUACACUCAGGCUGCAAGCAGCGACAGUGCCCAGGGCUCUGAUGUGUCUCUCACAGCCUAACGGUGAAACCUUGGAUGGCCUGACACGGGCAGGGGUUGGGGCAGAGGGAACAUGACUGGGUUAUGGGGAUACUUUUCAUCUGGACAUUUUGAUCGUUUGGUAGGAUGUUCAGAGUGUCAAGGCUUAGAGUGACUGACAUGAAUUUGUUGUGUGUUUAUACUUACUAUUUUCUGUAGUGUUAGACCGGUGACUUGUGUGGGACUGAAGUGAUACAAGAUUUGUUCACACCCACUUUGUGAUUCAAGGCUUCUGUUGCUGCACCUGGUUUUUGAAUGUACCUGCGUUCCUAUCAUCAUAAUGUGAGGAUGUGGUGGGACUCACCCACCCUUGCCAACCAGGACGCCCUCCUCACACUGAUCUGUGUCCUUUCCCCUGGAUCUGUGUUUCCGGUUCCCGCAGAGACAGGGCCAGGAUGUCUCCAUCCCUGUCGUAACUUCUCUUGCUCUGAGCUGCAACUUCUUACUUACUUAUUGAAAAUGAGAAUCUG
This is a messenger RNA of Trichechus manatus latirostris (Florida manatee), 1634 nucleotides long. RefSeq names its product class I histocompatibility antigen, Gogo-B*0101 alpha chain-like. Bases 74 to 1147 code for a protein of 357 amino acids. Lineage: Eukaryota; Metazoa; Chordata; Mammalia; Sirenia; Trichechidae. The transcript has 7 exons. Gene Ontology annotation, molecular function: peptide antigen binding; signaling receptor binding. Gene Ontology annotation, cellular component: external side of plasma membrane. The record is from RefSeq and is a predicted model, not a curated record. Gene Ontology annotation, biological process: positive regulation of T cell mediated cytotoxicity; immune response; antigen processing and presentation of endogenous peptide antigen via MHC class Ib.